This is a messenger RNA of Melampsora larici-populina 98AG31, 1269 nucleotides long. RefSeq lists its product as uncharacterized. The record is from RefSeq and is a predicted model, not a curated record. The coding region runs from base 1 to 1269 and encodes 422 amino acids. Lineage: Eukaryota; Fungi; Basidiomycota; Pucciniomycetes; Pucciniales; Melampsoraceae. The transcript has 10 exons.
AUGCGCCCACCUGGUGAAACUCUUCCACUAUCAUAUCCAACUGCUGCCAACAGGUAUUUACAACAUCCUGCAAUGUCGAAUCCAGUAUCUCUAGACCCAGCUAAUCCUGGAGUUGGAAAGCAAAUGAUGCUUGAUUGGUUACGCAUACAUUAUCCAAAACGAGUGAUGCAGCCACAUCUAUUUCCUCCACCUAAAAACCCAUCCUUGACGAAGCUUGGCGUCACACAAUCCGGAUCUAACGCUGCAAGUUCGAAUUCAGAAGCAGAUGGAUCUCAACCUGUUACUGACUGUAGCGGUCCUGGAUUGCAAGACCAAAAAUCACUGGUUUCAGAAACUCGACGGUCAAGAAUGCCCUCAAAGCUUGUCUCGGCGGAGACAGUUCAUUUGGGGAAGAGAUCAGUAUCUUUCGAGGGCAAACCCCAAUCAAAAAAGCGAAUUGCAAAAGGUGUACGCGCUGUUCAACCAAGUAUCGUCCACACCCUUAAACAACCAAAAAAGCAGGUUGUUGACGAUGGAGGUGAUGCAGAAGCACCUAAAGCUCUUGAAGCAUCUGCCUCUCGCAUUCUGAAUAUAUCACCCUAUAUUCCCAAAUCAGGCAAACCUUACUUGAAUCCUAAGGCUUUUUUGGACAAUAAUCAAAACAAUUUGCAACUCGCCCAUCCGACACCACCAGCAAAAUCAAAUUUAGAAGAGACAUAUGAGAAGCUAAUUGAUGUACAAUCAGAUGUGAACGUUCUUCCAAGCACAGAAGCUAUAGAAAGUGAUCGUGACUUGAUGACAUUUUCACAAGGUGAUGUCUUCAAGACAGAAAAUAUAAUGACAGGGAGUGAGAUAUGCCCAAUCACAAAUCAUGGAAAGCAACUGACUGGCGUGGAUGUGUUCCUCCGUGAAAGACAACAACACAACAAACUCUUUGCUUUAGAGGAAACUGUAGCUAUCUUGACAAGAAAAGUCGACACAGCCAAGAAGUUGGCUUCGGAGGUUUUAGCUGGACAAGCAAAGGUCAAGUCACAAGCACAAUUUGCAACAGACAGUGCCCUUCACGAACUUCAAGAAUCGAUGGUUUUCUUGGAAAAGAAGAUAUCUGCAUUUGAUGAUGUCAAAGAUCAGGUUACUAGCCUGCAAUUCGAGGUCAGCAGACUUCGCGCGCGGUUAGAUAAAGCCCAUGACGAGCUUCAAACCCAGGAAGAGAUCAUUACAAAAUUGAUGAGUUUGCAAGAGACGUCUGACAAUGAAGAAUCAGGAGAUGAUGAAGAGUCAGACCUCUAA